Cylicostephanus goldi is the source of this 312-nucleotide messenger RNA. NCBI's taxonomy places the organism in Eukaryota, Metazoa, Nematoda, Chromadorea, Rhabditida, Strongylidae. The record is from the annotation of a GenBank genome assembly.
UUAACACAAGGGUUAUUACGUUUUCAGAAAAAAAAGUUUUUCUCUGGUUUCAAACUAGGAGGACAUCGUGGAUCACCUUUAGAAGCACCAGAAAAUUCUGUAGAAAGCUUUAAGAAGGCAAAAGAAGCCGGUUGCGAAGUGGUUGAGUUCGAUAUUCACCUAUCAGCCGACGGUGUUCCAGUGCUCAUUCAUGAUGACACUACUAAACGCACAUCGAAAGAAAAUGUUACUAUUGCCGAAGCGACAUUUGAUGAGAUCAAGCAUAUCUCACUCAAUGAAGUCAAGUUGGUAGACUUUUCUUACACAGUGUGA